AUGGGUUGUACUGCGAAAGUUACCAUGCCCUUAUUAAGUACGUUGGCUGCUUUGGUGAUAAUAGUACACACUGCUGAAGAAAACUACGAGCUGAGCUAUCGUGAGACACUUCCGAGAAUUGUGGACGUAGAACCACAUAGUUAUGGUCAGUUAUGGAGCGCUGUAGAAGUAGAACCAGCGAUUAUGCAUAAUACUCAACAAAAUCAAGAUGGCUGGAGUGAUGCGAGUCCCGACCAACCGAUGCGACGAAGAAGGCGCAAACGUAAACGACGACCACAGUUAUCUCCACAAAACGAACUGCAAAUUCAGGAUACCCAGAUAUUUCAAAACGAACCUCAUGUACAACAAGAUACUGUAGAAAUGACCCGAAGACGUAGAAAAAAAGUUAACUAUCACGAUACGGGGGAACUUAAUCUACCUGGCCAAUUGACUGAAGAUAUUCCCAAUAAACCGUUGAGAAGGAGAGGUCACAGACGAAAGAGACCAUUGGUAGAACAUCGACCGGAGUUGAACGAAUUUAGUGGAAAUCGGCCGGACACUAAAGUAAAUAAUGAACAUACUGAAACACAAAGCACUAACGUUUUUGAAAAUAAAAAUGUGAACAACGAAGAACGCAUAAUAGUUGAACCCGAAAUUCAAGAGGAUCAUGAAAAUGAAAAUUUUGAAGAGAAAAUAACCCAAGUGAAUAUAGUCGAUAAUAAAUCAGAACAAGAAAAAGUAGAAUAUGAAAGCUAUUUGCCAAAAGAUAAGUCCCUUUCAGAAUUUUCAUCUGAAUUAUUAAGAACAACGCAAAGUUCUAAUAUACAUAUGUUAAAAACCAAACCUAAGAUAUUUGAUAAAACUAUAAGUGUAACUAAUGAUGUCAAUGAAUCACAGGAAAAAGAACUAUUAGAUCCAGUUACUCUGAAAGCAUUGUUAAAAAAAUCAAACGGUAAAAGUCUGAGUGAAAUAUUACAACAAAAUAAUUUAUCUCUAUCAGAUUUACUUCAUGGUAAAGCAAAAGCUUUGUCAAUUCUACAGACGACCGAUCUGUCUGAUACCAAAGAUACAAAACAAACUGAAUUGGAAAAUAAAUUUUUAAAAGUCACUAUCGCACCUAUCGAUAAUGUACAAUCAAUUGUAACUGAUGAAAAGAAUGAAGACGCAAGCAUUAUAACUGAAGUAAAACAUGAACAUGAUAAUAAAGAAAAUGCAGAUGUUGACGACUGCUCCACAACAGAGACAAAUUUGGAUAAUAAGGAAAAUACGAGCGAAAAAACAAAUUCUAUAAAAGAGGACUUAAAAAAUUCUGCUAUAACCGAUAAUAAAAUUAAAGAUAAUUUAAGGCGUCGUUUUCCAGUAGGUGCACGGCGAAGACUACGAAUGAGACCCACAACUAACAGUACUAACAAAGUGCAAUUCAAUAGGGACCUUAUAAUGUCAACGUCAUUAAAAUAUAAAAAUAAUAGAAAUAUGAGCAAAUCGAAAGAAUGGAAAGAAGUUGUAGCCACAAUGUUACGAAGGAGACCAACAUUUAAAGAAGUUAAUAUAGAACCUAAAUCAGAUAGUACUAAAAUAACUACAGUUAUUGUUGCACCAGAAGAAACGACUACUGAAGAAAUAUUCGAAACAACUACUGAUCCUUAUUCCCUAUUAACAAACACAGAGACAACAAUUUAUACAGAUAAUACAGAAACUUUAAACACUGCCGAUUCCAGAAUAUCUAAUAUUAUACCAGAAAUACCAUCACCUACAGAUACAACUAUUGAAGAUGAUGGUAUAACAGAAAAAGUACCAUUAUAUGAAAAGACAAAUAUUUCACCAGUUCUGAAGCCAUUAGUUAAUUCCUCAGAGUUAAGGAGGCACGCUUACAACAAUAGAUUAAAAAGAAAGAGGUUAAAACAAAAAGUAGUAAGCACAGAGGAACAUGAAAUAAAAGAUAUUUUUGGUGAUACAAAUUUUGUUUCAGCAUCUGAAUUUAUUGAGAAAGUUCAAACCAAAGCAACAAUACCGGAUAGUGAAGAAUACACGACGUUAGAAGAUUUUAUGACUACUGAGCCUGUACAGAAUGCACAAACUACUCCAAUCAGAUCUACAAAAACAUCAAUAAAAACUACAACAACCACAAUUUCUACAACAGAAAGUGCUCCAGAUUCCACUGAAGAUUCUGCUAAAUAUGAAAUUGAAGAAAUACUCAAUGACAGUAUGACUAGCGAAAGACUUUCAAAAAUACUGAAAGAGAGAAAUAUGACUUUAAGUGAGUUAGUCGAACAUAGAGAAAGAGGAUCAAGCCACGUUCACUUAGCAGAUAUAUUUCAUAAUGCCUCGAAAGAACCAAAUCCACCUGAACCAUUUUUAUCCAAAUCACUAAUCGAACCGAUAUCUAGAGAAAUAUAUCCUUUAAGAGCUCUAUUAGACGCGAACUUGCACGAUCCUAAGACUACAACUUACGAUGCCAAUUCAGUUCUAACAAAUAAUCUCGAUAUUCCUGUAGUAAUGGACUUUGGAAAUAAUGUUAAUGAAAAUGGAGAGAAUAUGGGGAUCAUUUCAUUAUUUAAUAAUUUUAGUAAAAUUAAUAGCGAGAUGCAAAAUAAUAAGGAAAAUAAACAUGAAUAUGAUAAAAUAUAUAGUAAUAAUUUAAACAAAAACGAAAAGGGAAGGGAAGGUCGUACGUUAAGUUCUGAAAAAGAUGCAAUGACUUUGAAUGAUCUGAUAAAAUUUAUGCAAAAGAAUAAUCAGAAAGGAAAUAUAAAUGUUGACACACUUAAAACAGAAAGUUCACCUACCUAUGAAAACCUUAAGAACAUAAAAUUAGAAGAUAUUGACAAUGAUGGUUUAAUUGUAUUAGAAGAUUUGCAAAAUUUGAAAAAUUUCGAUAGCAGACCAUCUUCUGACGAGUUGUUGGAUAUAAAACUUUAUAAAAAUAAUGAAACUCCAGCUAAAACGCCAAUAGAGUCUUCAUUAAACUCAACAACAAAGUCCGUGACUGUAGCCACUGUUACAAUUAUUGGACUGGCUUUAACAUUAUUUUUGUUAACAUAUAUUGUAUUGAAAUGGAAACAAAACAGCAAAAGUUAUCACAAUAAGCAUUCAAAAGAAGACAAAUGUGUACCUACUCCUAUUUUUGAAAAUAGAAAAACUCAUAAAAGAAAUAGUAGCACCCGCAGUAAGAGUCCAAUGAUUUCCUCUAACAUAUAUACAAUAGAUUCUUUGGACACACAUACAGGCAAUGAAUCACCAGAAUACAUGUGGGACACAUUGAGAAAGCCAUUUCAA
Molecule: messenger RNA, 3255 nt
Organism: Brenthis ino (lesser marbled fritillary)
Lineage: Eukaryota; Metazoa; Arthropoda; Insecta; Lepidoptera; Nymphalidae
Source: the annotation of a GenBank genome assembly